Bactrocera oleae (olive fruit fly) is the source of this 4805-nucleotide messenger RNA. RefSeq lists its product as uncharacterized. Gene Ontology annotation, cellular component: chromosome. Gene Ontology annotation, molecular function: chromatin insulator sequence binding. NCBI's taxonomy places the organism in Eukaryota, Metazoa, Arthropoda, Insecta, Diptera, Tephritidae. The record is from RefSeq and is a predicted model, not a curated record. Gene Ontology annotation, biological process: regulation of transcription by RNA polymerase II.
AUUUUUUAACUACUUACGUGAGGGCGUUUUUUAAAUUUGAAAAUAGACGAGGCAUUAUGUUAUUUUCCUUCAAGGCCUGAGAUGUCGUAGAACCAUUUUCGCAAUUCAUUACGUACAAUAUAAGCUCAGAUUGACACGCUAAAGCAAAGUAUGCAUCUUCUCCACUGGGCGACAAAAAGCUGGUCGCAGCGUGAGGUACUGCGCUUGAUGCGGCAUUUUGUGUAUCAAUAACAUAGAAGCUGCUUGGAUCACGCACAGAAGAGUUAUUAGCUUCGUGAAAUAUUGAAAAUGUUUGUGAAUCUUUGAAAUCUAUUGACGCUCCACCUGUGGCUGAUUGAAAAUUGCUCGAUCCAGUUUUUAAACUAACACUGCUGGCUCCACCAUCUGACAAAGUGUCUGGAUGUGGGAAUUUUAUAUGAUGUAAACUACAAACAGUUGUCACUAGAAUAGUGACAAACCGAUCUUGCUCGCUUAUUGCAACAUUUAAAACAGGAGUGUCGGAAAAUUUGUACCGAACAUUGUUUUUAUACAAAGUGAAAUCCAAACAAACUUCCGAUAGUUCAAGGACAUCUUGGUAGGUGUGCCUAUGGUGAGAAAUGUAUAAUUAUAAGUAAUGGUAGCAUCGCAACUGUUACAUUAGUACCAAUAAAUAAAGCGAUUCCGGUUGUGAUUUAGUUGCACAUUUUGGUAGCAAUAUCCGCCUGCCUUUUCCACAACUUUAAUAUCUUGUAGAGUGCUUUGUGUCGCGCCUAGGGGUAUAUGAAAAAGGACGUACAAAAAAGUGCAUGUUUAAUAUUUACCAAGUUCUCUUACCAGUAUUCAAUUGAAUCUCGGUCCAAUCUUCCUGACAAGAAGUGUCUGGUAAAACUUCUCGAUAAAAUAAACUUGGACCAUCCAUUGUUAUAUCAAUAUUUGGAAUUUUUAACAAAUAAAUAUAAAUUUAUUUACUUCAAUAACUUAUUGAAUGAAUCGCGGUUUAAUUUACAUUCCUAAUACCAAUAUAACCUCACAGAAUAUAGCAUCGAUAAUACAGCUUCUAACAAGUAAGCCACUUUCCCAACAGCUGAUUUAUAACGAUUUUGAAUUAUAAAUUUAAACGUAAAAAUAAACAAAACUAUCAUUAAUUAAUAAAACAGUAAUUUUGAAUCAAAAUUGUCAUUAAUCUUUAAAUUAUCCUUGAUUGUAAAUCAAAUUCGCUUCAUAUGUACCUAGUAAUUUAUUUUUGGUCGAUAAGGUUGUGAUAAUUAAUUUUGAGGACUGGUAACAACAUAUCAAAAGCAGAGAACGUAUAUCAUAAUAAACGUGCACUGCCAAAAGUGGCGGGCAAUUACAGAUUUUGUUAUGGUAUUUCUUUUUGUUUUCCUUUGUCACAGAGCAGAGAACGUAUAAACAUAAUUGACAGUUCGCCGAUAAUCGCCGCACUUAUAUACGCGCCUUUAGAGUGUGAUAGCAUUUUCUUACUAUUACUUUUUUCUUCAGUUUUUGUUUCACCAUUCAUAAGUUUUGUAUUUUUGCCAAAUAAUUACUUAGUCAGCCUAUUUGGGUAGAAUUUCGGAGCAUUUGAUGCAACAAUCAAAAGUCAUGCACUUUUGCCGUAUAUGCCGUACGGAAAAGAAUCUUAAAUACACAGUCAAAGAGCUCCGGAAAUAUAGUCAAAAGCGAUGUGACGAUAAUUUACUUUAUACUACGCCUACAUUGGGCAAUAUUUGUCACGAUUGUGAAGAGCGGCUGCACAAUUUUCAUAGGUUGAAUGAGAAUGAAGAUAAUGAGGAACGGAUAAUCGUCGAUGACGACGAAUUAUUGUACAAUUUAUUUUUCGAAAAAGUGGAGCAACACCGCCUAAUGAAACGCUUAAUGGUAGUUGGAGCAGGCGGUGGUGGAGGUGAAUGGAACACCACGAGUUUGCGACAACAAACUUUAGUGGCAGCUACGGCUGGUGUAGCUGUUAACAUUGGAGAUGAAGUUAUUGAAGUGCUGACGUCACGCGAAAACACUCCUUCACCUGCGUUGCCAAUAUCCUCGACACCAAGGUGCGUUGUGCAGUCGGCUGUAAAAAUACGCACCAGCGCUUCCCCCAAAAAGGACAUUACUGCCACAACAACCAGAAAUGAAAAGUCCACUCUAAAUAUUACUGCCACAAAAAAUACUACCUCAACUAGAAUCACUGCCACAACAGAAAGUAUAGCUUCAAAUGUAACCGAUAAUUGCACUUCAUAUAAAGUUUUGGCCGUAAUUGAUUUGGAUGCCGAAGAAGAUGUACAAGCAGACAAAGUUCCUACUCUGCUGACACCUCAAAACACAUCAGACACAGAUGAAGAGGAAAUAAUUUUUCGGAAGGUUGAUCCUGAGAAUGACAAAUAUACACACAAGGAUGGGAGAACAAAACAGAAAUCUCGAAAAGGAAAAUACCAACAAGGCCAGAUUAAUUUAAUUGCCAGUCUAAGUUUGGUCUCAAGUGACAGCGAUUCAGAUGUUGAAGUUACCGACCCAGAUUGCAGUCCAAUCAAACAAAAAGACACGACAACUACCAAGGACAAUGAGUGUGUAAACACAACUCAACUUUCUCCGCCCUUGAGAUGUAUAAAUAAUAUUAAAAUACCUCCUACAAUUUUAGUGGAGAAUAUUCAACAAGAACGUUUGGAAGCUGUUAUUAAAUGUCCAGUUUGUCAGACAGAUUUCGCCGACAGCCAACGUCUAAUACACCACUUGCGUCGAAAGCAUCGUUCUUACAAUGGAGAAGUUUUGUCGGAGCGUCCCCGUUGCGCACAGGAUUCCGCUAUGACUAUAAGGUUGCGAUACAUGCAACGUUACAUAUAUUAUGAAUGCCAGCUGUGUGGUUGCAUUGAUGCAGUUUUUAAAAUGCAUAAGCAGCAUGUUAUGCAAAAGCAUGCCGAAGAGUCGAAAUCUUUAAAAGAUCCAAUGAUGCUGACUCUUAAAUGCCCAGUAUGUAAAGAAAAGUGCGGUUCACAACAUACAGAACUUUUGCGGCACAUGUUGUAUUCUCACAAGGCUACAGAAUGUAGAGAACACUUUCGGCAAAUUACCCAAUUGCGAAAUUUAUUCUCCAAUUGUGGUGCAAAGAAGGAAAAGGAGCUAAAACGUACGGCGCGCAUAUAUCAAAUCACUACGCGCAAACAAUACUUUUUCGAAUGCGUUCAAUGCCUCAAAAUUGUCACCGGUUAUUUUAAUUAUGUCAAACAUCAAAACACUCAUACUAAAUUAGUUCCCAUAAAAAGUACAGAAAAUCUUGUUUCGGAGACAGAUUCAACAACGACAACUUCGUCUUCAUCAGAACCUGAAUUGAAACGGAUAAAACAUAUUUGCAGCGAAACAAAAUCUAAAUUUGAAAAGCCAAAACCUAUUCUGACCGCAAAAGAACUGAAUACCAAACGGAAAGUGUCAGUUCCUCAACCUACUGUUGCCCAGAAAAGUGGUCAACCACAGUCACGGCGAGAGCGAAAAUUGACCAAAAAGGCUGUUCAAGCUGCAUUGGUUAAAGUUAAAGUGAAGCCACCGCUAAAACAGUUACCGACACAACGAUACAAAUGCAAUUUCUGUGUACAACUAUUUAAGGGAUAUCAUCGCUUGAACCUGCAUUUACUACGCGCUCAUGCUUUUUAUGACGGGAAUUUGCGCUGUGAAAUCUGCAUGUUGCGCUUUCUGAACAUCAAAGAGUUUGAAGCACACGAGGGAGAACGACACAAAUGCAAACAAAAGCGCAAAAGAGUGGCGACUUGCCCAGUCGAGAACAACGAAGUGUUGCCUAAAGAGGGUGACCUAGCAAUAAACCCUAAAAGGCAGCGCUUAAAUAUUGAAAAAUUUUUCUUGCCAGAAAAUCCGGAUAUCGGAAAACCGGAAGCUGCAAGUCCAACAUGGUUACAAGAUUUGCUUGCAUUAGCGACGAAAAAGCAAACUCAAAUAUCCACCACUGCCAACAAUAGUAAAAACCAUGAGAAAUCAAUACCAGAUUGUACUAAUCAAUCAAUUAGUCUAGAAAUGUGUGAUAGAGACAAGAAAAAUGGUUUUAAUAGAUUUCCGAUGGCUACUACUUCUCACCAGUGCCUUUAUUGUAGCCAUCUUUUCAGCAGUGUUUCAGAGUUACAAUCACACGAAAUGAGGCAUGUGCAACAACAGGAAGUUAAAAUUUUUAAACGCAGUGUAAUUAAUAAUGUAACCUUUACGGCAACCGCAAGAUGAGUUAUAAGCCAAAAACAGAAUAUCGUUAUGUCUUGAAGUUAUUUCACUAAACAUUUUUUGGAAACCAGCAAUUGUAUGUAAAGUGCAUUUACACGUUUUCUUUCAUAAUAAUAUAAAUUUGUCGUUUAUUUGAAAAUUUUUAAUGCUAUAAAUAAUACAUACAUACAUGUAUUGCUUUUGCAAAUGCCCGCAGUGUAGUGUUACGAAAAUGUGUACCUUAAAUGUAUUAAAUUAAUUUGCAUUAUAACUCAGACCCAUUUUGUUUAUAACCUACGUAACUGCCAGUUUCGUGAUAAACACCUACCAUCAUAAUGCUGUAUGGAUUCAAAUGUUGACAAGUCUGUAUAAUUUCGUAGGAUACAAUUGUAUAAAGUACGUAUUUGGAACUACAAAUGUAAACCAAUGUUAAAAAUGUAUAGAAAUAUCGGAGUUUAAUUUAAACGAUUUUAGUUUCAUAUAAAAAAUUAUACAUAUUUAUGUAUUUACAUUUUUAAGUACAUACUUUAAAUUCUGACUGUGUAUAAAAGCUGAUUUCUCAUUAGUUGUUUCAAUUAUUUUUAUAAAUUCAAUUCCAAACAUUUGGAAAAUAAAUUUUGGAAAAAUAUAAA